This is a messenger RNA of Suncus etruscus (white-toothed pygmy shrew), 1200 nucleotides long. RefSeq names its product solute carrier family 30 member 2 (gene SLC30A2). Gene Ontology annotation, molecular function: zinc ion transmembrane transporter activity. Lineage: Eukaryota; Metazoa; Chordata; Mammalia; Eulipotyphla; Soricidae. The transcript is spliced from 7 exons. Gene Ontology annotation, biological process: zinc ion transmembrane transport; response to zinc ion. The record is from RefSeq and is a predicted model, not a curated record. Gene Ontology annotation, cellular component: plasma membrane. Bases 1 to 1200 code for a protein of 399 amino acids.
AUGUCCUCGAGUGUCCUUCCGUUUGGACGAAAGGGGUUGCCGACCCCCCCGAGAUGGGCCUGGAGGCAGCCACCUUGCCCCUUCCAAGAGCUGAGCAGCAGCAGCCCUUCUCCCAACCUCUCCUCCUCCAGCAGGUCCUACUCGGAGUCUCUGGGCCCAGAUGGGGCCGGCUGGGUCCCGAUGCCCCAGCCUGGCCUGAACCUGCAAACCUUUGAACUGGCCGCUCAGAACAAUCAUUACUGCCAUGCCCAGAAGGGUCCCGGCAGCGACUACGACCGGAAUGUGCGGGCCCGCCGCCAGCUGUAUGUGGCCUCUGCCAUCUGCCUGUUGUUCAUGACGGGGGAAAUCAUUGGUGGGUACCUAGCACAUAGCCUGGCAAUCAUGACCGAUGCAGCCCACCUGCUCACUGACUUUGCCAGCAUGCUCAUCAGCCUCUUCUCCCUCUGGAUGUCCUCCCGGCCAGCCACCAAAACCAUGAACUUCGGCUGGCAGCGAGCUGAGAUCCUGGGCGCCCUACUCUCAGUGCUAUCCAUCUGGGUUGUGACUGGGGUCCUGGUGUACCUGGCAGUGGAGCGGCUGAUCUCUGGAGACUAUGAGAUUCAUGGAAGGACCAUGCUCAUCACAUCAGGCUGUGCAGUGGCUGCAAACAUCAUAAUGGGGUUGACGCUUCAUCAGUGCGGUCAUGGGCACAGCCACGGUCAUGACAGCAGCCAGGAGCAGAACCCCAGUGUCCGAGCAGCCUUUAUCCAUGUGAUCGGAGACUUUCUGCAGAGCGUGGGUGUCCUGGUGGCAGCUUAUAUUCUAUACUUCAAGCCAGAGUACAAGUUUGUAGACCCUAUUUGCACCUUCUUGUUCUCCAUUCUGGUGCUGGGGACCACCUUGACCAUCUUGAGAGAUGUGAUCCUGGUGCUGAUGGAAGGGACCCCGAAGGGUGUGGACUUCACAGCAGUGCGGGAUCUGCUGCUUUCAGUGGAGGGGGUGGAGGCCUUGCACAGCCUGCACAUCUGGGCUCUCACUGUGGCCCAGCCUGUGCUCUCCGUCCACAUCGCCAUUGCUCAGAGUGCAGAUGCCCAGGCUGUGCUGAAGGCGGCCAGUACACUCCUGCGGGGCAAGUUCCACUUUCACACCAUGACCAUCCAGAUCGAAGUCUAUUCGGAGGACAUGAAGGACUGUCAGGCCUGCCAAGGCCCCUCGGACUGA